ACUCCAUUAUUUCCACAGAAGAAGAGCAAUGACGUCUUUCUAACCAAAUAUUCCUCGUCGGUUUUAUAUUUUUAUAUCAAUAGUCUUUGCUUUAUUGAUUGGAAUAUUGGAGGUGUUUAAGGAGUCCCUCAUGAUGGCACUAAAAUCAGGCGAGGAGCGCCUCAAGGAGAUGGAGGCCGAGAUGGCGCUGUUCGAGCAGGAGGUUUUGGGAGGACCGGUGGCUGUGACUGCAGGAGGUCCACCUGUAGUGGAGGCUGUUCCAGUGGCUCUGGCUGUGCCGGCUGUACAAGCUAUGCCAGUGGUCCGGCCCAUCAUAGGCACGAACACCUACCAACAGGUCCAACAGAGCUUGGAGGCAAGAGCUGCUACGUUAGUCGGACCUCCACCUCCUGCAUUCGUUGGUCCAGCCAUCCCUGCAGUGCGACCUCCGCCAAUGAUGCGACCUGCGUUUGUUCCACACAUCCUGCAAAGACCAGGGGGACAGAGAGUGCCAAUGAUGCGUGGCCCUCCACCACAAGGUAUGAUGGCACCUCCGCUGCCCCGCCCUCCUCCCCCACCACCAAUGAUGAUGGCACCCCCAAUGGCCGGACCCCCUCAGCAUCCUAUGGCUCCCAUCGGACCACCUAUGGGGCCGAUGAACCAAGUUACACCGGUUGAAACAAUGAACCCAGUGGUAGCGGCCCCACCUCGGUCAGUGACGCAUGCGCCGCCCAAAGUUACCCCCAGCGUUAUACAGGCAGCUCCCACCGUUUAUACAUCACCGCCCGCCCCCAAGAGACCAGACAUGAGAGCCCAGAGACAAGCACGCAUAGAUGAGCUGGCAGCAUUAGUAGCCGAACAGCAGGCAGCUGUGAUGGCAGCCGGGCUCCUGGAGGCCAAGAAGGACAGCGUCACGGACGACAGCGUCAUUGGGCCGAGCAUGCCUGAGCCCGAGCCUGUACACAUAGAGCCACCCGAGAGCAUCGCGGAGGAUAAGAAGAAAGGGAAACAGGAGAAGGUGAGGAAAUGCAUCCGUACAGCCGCAGGCACCACUUGGGAAGACUCCAGCCUAGCAGAGUGGGAGACAGAUGACUUUAGGAUAUUCUGUGGAGAUCUGGGGAAUGAGGUGAACGACGACAUCCUGACAAGAGCAUUCAGCCGCUAUCCAUCCUUUCUGAAGGCUAAAGUGGUACGAGACAAACGCACCGGGAAGACUAAGGGCUACGGAUUUGUCAGCUUCAAGGACCCCAAUGACUACGUACGUGCCAUGAGGGAGAUGAAUGGGAAAUAUGUAGGCAGCAGACCCAUCAAAUUGCGAAAGAGCACAUGGAAAGACAGGAACCUGGAGAUUGUACGCAAAAAGCAGAAGGAGAAAAAGAAGCUCGGGCUUAGAUAAGCUCUGAGAGACUGAGUCAAAACUGUAGUGCAAGUGUGAGAGUGUGUUUUACCUCCAUCUCCUGCUACACACCGACAGCCUCAAGAUGGAGAAGACUGUAAUUUAUUGAUGCUCAAAUACACAACUGUGGUAGCAGGAGAUAGGAGUGGAUCAGUAACGCCCGUUACGUAAAGUGUGAUACCUCCUCUAUUUGUGAUGAUCUGAGUCUUUUACAGUGGCAUUCAACAGCGACUUUCAAACAUAUGUAUUACAAUUGUUUUAUCUUGAUUUUUUUUUUUUGCUCGCCCAGUUACCAGAAAUAACUAUCAUGUUCUCUUAUUUUGAUGUUAGAAAGAGCUGGUAAACAAUAACUUGUUAUAACAAUAACAAGUUUUACUUUGUAAAACUUGUCAAUAAACCUCAUGUUUUAUAUUGCG
Messenger RNA from Ictalurus furcatus (blue catfish), 1791 nucleotides. It is a transcript of the gene rbm42, whose product is annotated as RNA binding motif protein 42. The transcript has 11 exons. The coding region runs from base 131 to 1375 and encodes 414 amino acids. The record is from RefSeq and is a predicted model, not a curated record. Lineage: Eukaryota; Metazoa; Chordata; Actinopteri; Siluriformes; Ictaluridae. Gene Ontology annotation, molecular function: mRNA binding.